This is a messenger RNA of Pieris napi, 2794 nucleotides long. Its product is annotated as glucose dehydrogenase [FAD, quinone]-like. The coding region runs from base 173 to 2212 and encodes 679 amino acids. Lineage: Eukaryota; Metazoa; Arthropoda; Insecta; Lepidoptera; Pieridae. The record is from RefSeq and is a predicted model, not a curated record. The transcript has 13 exons. Gene Ontology annotation, molecular function: flavin adenine dinucleotide binding; oxidoreductase activity, acting on CH-OH group of donors.
UGUGCAGAUAACGGCGAGGCUCGAACGUACGUUCGCCAAUGUCCGGUUUUUAAAAAUAAUAAAUGUCAAUAAAUUAGAUAUGUUGUGUGUGUUAUAAAUAAUACUUCGUGUUUUGUGCUGGUUGUGAAAUUAUAGAUAAAUUUUCCGCAAUCAACUAAGGGUGAAAGUUACGAUGAUUCGAGCGGCCGAAACAUGUGCUUGCCCGCUGCAAGAGUUCGGACCAUCCAUGGCUGGGUCCUGUGGAGGCCAGAUAAUUCUAUUUAUGUCUAUAUUGGAGUCCUUUAUUAAAGGUCGAUGUGAUCUUGUGGAUCCCUGUAACAGAGUGGUUGAAAAGGAGCAGUAUGAUGAUAGCUAUGACUUCGUGGUUGUUGGGGGUGGAACAGCAGGUGCCAUUGUUGCUGCUCGAUUAUCGGAAAAUCCGCAAUGGAAGGUACUUCUCAUAGAAGCAGGCGGCGAGGAACCAUCUCCGUCCUCAGUGCCGGCGUGGGUGACUGCAUUUUGGAAUAAAAACGAAACUGACUGGAAUUACAAAACAGAGCAACAAGAAAAAGCCUGCCUGGCUCAUGGAGGACGCUGUUCUUGGCAUAGAGGGAAAAUGCUAGGUGGAUGUUCCGUGAUCAACGGCAUGAUGUAUAUGAGAGGUCACGCAGCGGACUAUGACGGAUGGGCAGUGAAUGGCGCACCUGGUUGGUCAUGGUUUGAAGUUAUGCCUUACUUCCUGAGGAGCGAAGACAAUAAGGAGAUAAGCGAGGGCGUCUCUGGACAGUAUCAUAAUACUGGCGGGCCUAUCCCUGUUCAAAGAUUCCGAUAUGCGCCACGCUUCGCUCACGAUGUUGUAUCAGCGGCUAUCGAAUUGGGAUUCACUCCUACGAGCGAUCUUAAUGGAGAGACAACGACGGGCUUUACGAUCGCACAGGCAUUUAACGAUGGCGGGACGAGAUUUAGCACAGCGCGUGCAUAUCUACGCCCAGCUUCUCACCGAGAAAAUUUAGACGUAAUACUCAACGCUUUAGGGACAAGGGUCAUUAUAGAUCCCAAUACUAAGACUGUUACUGGUGUUGAAUAUAUCAAGAACGGCGAAACCAAAACGGUCGGGGUCACUAAAGAGGCUAUUCUAUCUGGCGGUACCAUGGCUUCUCCACAAAUUCUGCUUCUCUCGGGAGUUGGACCAAAAGAGACUUUAGACAAAUUUAACAUCCCGGUAAUCAAAGAUCUGCCCGGCGUGGGGCAGAACCUUCACAAUCACGUAGGAGUGAAACUUGACUUCACCCUAGCGAAGGAGCCAGACCUUCCAGAACUGAAUUGGGAGAGUGCCAUGGAAUAUAUGUUAGAGAGGAAAGGCCCAUUAUCAGGGACGGGAAUGUCUCAGUUGACUGGGAUGAUAAAUUCCCGGUUAGCGCCAGCCGGUGGACGACACCCUGACAUACAGUAUUUCUUUGGGGGCUACUACGCUGCUUGUGGUGACGGGUCAUUGGGACCAGACGACUUGGAGAAUGCUAAAAGGAGAAAAAUAACUAUAUCAGCAAUUGCCCUACAACCAAAAAGCCGUGGUUUCUUAACGCUGCGUUCAGGAGACCCAUUCGACUACCCAUUGUUUCACCCUAACUACUUUCAAGAUGAUCACGAUUUGGCAGUAUUGGUUGAGGCUGCAAGGACUGCGUACCGGUUGGCUAAUACUACAAUACUUCGUGAAAAGUACGGCAUGCAUCCCACUGAGAACUAUGGAGAGCAGUGUCCCGGUGGUGGAUUAAACCCCACGGAUGAGUUCUUCAAGUGUUUAGCACAACAUUACACAGCGCCAGAGAAUCAUCAGGUUGGGACGUGCAAGAUGGGCUCUAGCGACGACCCUAUGGCUGUUGUGGACCCCACGUUGAAGGUUUAUGGUAUCGAAGGUCUCCGAGUGAUCGACGCUUCAAUAAUGCCAACAGUGCCGUCAGCUAACACAGCAGCACCGGUUGUAAUGGUUGCGGAACGUGGAGCCGAGUUUAUCGUCACUAGACAUCAGAGGUUCAAGAACAGAUUUGGUAGCAAUACGCCUACAAAAGGUGGCGCUACCAGCCAUGACGAUAGGUGGACAUACUACAACUCCAAUAGAGAUAGCAAAUGGAACAAUAGAGAUUGGGCUUUCAAUAUUAAUAGGCAAAAUACCCAAAAACCUCAAGACUGGUACAGGCAGAAUAAUGUUUAUCCUACGAGGCAAUCGCACAGAUAAUGAAAUGCAAAAAUCAGUACACGAAUUAAAUUAUUUUAUUGUAAGACUUAGCUAAACGAAAUGUAUAAAUUUGCUGGUUUAUAUAGAGUCGGUCACGCCUAAAUCAGUUUGAAUGAAUAGAGCGUAAUUGUAACGAUUUAGUGAAAUAUCAGUAUUAUACAAAAUUUCUCGUUAUUGAAAUCUAUGUAUUAAGUUUAAGAUUUUUGACUGCUCUUUUUAAAAAACAUUAUUUUGUACUGAAUUAGAAAAACAAUCAUGUUAUAAAACGAUUUUAACUAUCGAACUUGUUUUCACUACCAUAUCUGCUGUUAAAUCUAUAGAAAUGAUUCGUACUAUUGAAAACCGGAUCGAAGGACCAUAAGAUUUUGCAUUGUUUUAGAAAUUUGAAGGACAUUAAAUGUAUUCAAUGUAAUCUAUGUACGUGGACUGAAAUUACAGUAUAUGUUACACUAACCAAUGUAUUACAAACUAGCAUUAAUAAUGAUGCACUUAUUUAUAACUAUUGUUAGCCAAACUCGUAAAAUGCUAAAAACUUUGCAUUAAUAAUGAUUCCUAUAGUAAUAAAAUAAAAACACAAAAUUA